Molecule: messenger RNA, 3197 nt
Organism: Peromyscus leucopus (white-footed mouse)
Lineage: Eukaryota; Metazoa; Chordata; Mammalia; Rodentia; Cricetidae
Gene: Slc13a3
Product: solute carrier family 13 member 3
Exons: 13
Coding region: 6-1808 (600 amino acids)
Biological process (GO): monoatomic anion transmembrane transport; citrate transport
Cellular component (GO): membrane
Molecular function (GO): sodium:dicarboxylate symporter activity; citrate transmembrane transporter activity; succinate transmembrane transporter activity
Source: RefSeq, a predicted model, not a curated record
CGCGGAUGGCGGCGCUGGCGGCGCUGGCCAAGAAGGUGUGGAGCGCGCGGCGCCUGCUGGUGCUGCUGCUGGUGCCGCUGGCCCUGCUGCCCCUGCUCUUCGCCCUGCCGCCCAAGGAAGGCCGCUGCCUGUAUGUCAUCCUGCUCAUGGCCGUGUACUGGUGCACAGAGGCCCUGCCCCUGUCCGUGACAGCUCUUCUACCCAUCAUCCUCUUCCCCUUCAUGGGCAUUCUACCUUCCAGCAAAGUCUGCCCCCAGUACUUCCUCGACACCAACUUCCUCUUCCUCAGCGGCCUGAUCAUGGCCAGUGCCAUCGAGGAAUGGAACUUGCACCGGAGAAUCGCCCUCAAGGUCCUCAUGCUGGUUGGGGUCCAGCCUGCCAGGCUCAUCCUGGGGAUGAUGGUGACCACUUCCUUCCUGUCUAUGUGGCUGAGCAACACGGCCUCCACCGCCAUGAUGCUGCCCAUCGCCAACGCCAUCCUCAAAAGCCUCUUUGGCCACCGGGAAGCUCAGAAGGACCUUCAUCGGGAAGGCGACGAGAGCGCAGCUACUGUGCGGGGAAAUGGACUUCGAACAGUGCCCACGGAGAUGCAGUUUCUCGCCAGCUCAGAAGGAGGCCACCCUGAGGAGGCAGAGGCUCCACUGGAGCUGCCCGUUGACUCCAAAGAGGAAGAAUACCGCAAAAACAUCUGGAAGGGCUUCCUCAUCUCCAUCCCCUACUCGGCCAGUAUCGGGGGCACUGCCACCCUCACAGGCACAGCCCCCAACCUCAUCCUGCUUGGCCAGCUCAAGAGUUUCUUUCCACAGUGCGAUGUGGUGAAUUUCGGCUCCUGGUUCAUCUUCGCCUUCCCUCUCAUGCUGCUGUUCCUACUGGCCGGCUGGCUCUGGAUCUCCUUCCUCUAUGGCGGCAUAAGCUGGAGGGGCUGGAGGAAGAAGAAGUCUGAGAUAAGAGCCGAUGCGGAGGACAACGCUCGAGCUGUGAUUCGAGAAGAGUUCCAGAACCUGGGGCCCAUCAAGUUUGCCGAGCAGGCUGUCUUCGUCUUGUUCUGCACAUUUGCCGUUCUUCUCUUCUCCCGGGACCCGAAGUUCAUCCCUGGCUGGGCCAGCCUCUUCGCCCCCGGGUUUGUCUCGGAUGCGGUCACGGGUGUGGCUAUCGUCAUCGUCCUGUUCUUCUUCCCGUCCCAGAAGCCCUCCCUCAGGUGGUGGUUUGACUUCAAAGCUCCCAACUCAGAGACUGAGCCCCUGCUGAGCUGGAAGAAAGCCCAGGAGACAGUGCCCUGGAACAUCAUCCUUCUCCUGGGAGGCGGCUUCGCCAUGGCCAAAGGCUGUGAGGAGUCGGGGCUGUCCGCGUGGAUCGGCGGGCAGCUGCACCCCCUGGAACACGUGCCCCCGGUGCUGGCCGUUCUGCUCAUCACUGUGGUCAUCGCCUUCUUCACCGAGUUCGCCAGCAACACGGCCACCAUUAUCAUCUUCCUGCCUGUCCUGGCCGAGCUGGCUAUCCGGCUGCACGUGCACCCCUUGUACCUGAUGAUCCCUGGCACCGUCGGCUGCUCCUACGCCUUCAUGCUGCCGGUCUCCACACCCCCCAACUCCAUUGCCUUCGCCAGUGGACACUUGCUGGUCAAAGACAUGGUGCGGACCGGCCUCCUGAUGAACCUGAUGGGCGUCCUGCUGCUCAGCCUGGCCAUGAACACCUGGGCACAGAGCAUCUUCCAGCUGGGCACCUUCCCAGACUGGGCCAACACCCACUCUGCCAACGUCACUGCCCUGCCACCCACCUCGACCAACAGCACGGUUCAAAUCCUCUGAGUCCUGCUGGGGACUUCCCUUUGGGCUGGGCCUUCCCCACGGGCUGUUGCUGUCACUUGCUGCGAGGACCCUACAAGCUGAUCGAGCGAUUCUUUUCUGCAAUCUGAUAGGAGGCAGCAAGCAAGGGUGGCCUCCAGGGGUCCCCUUGGGCCUCCAGCUCACUGUCUGCAGCGCCUUUUCUUCCUUUCUCAUGCAUUUCAAAGCCUGUCUCCUGGAUCUGCUGCCUGAGGAACAGGCUGUUCUCACUGAGCUGGUCUGUGGUCAGGGUGCAGGGAAGUCCACUGGAGCCCCAAGGGACAAACCUGAAGUGGCAUUGCUCUUGCACACCUGGGGUUGGGAGCUAUCCAUGCUUACGGCUGCCACUGGCUUUAGGUCUCUGAAGACAGCACCACUCUGCUGGGGGCGGCAUUGUGGCUGCAAAGCUCCAGGCCAGAUGUUACAGCUGUUCACUGCAGGCUGGAUUCUGCUCAUUUCUGUUUAAUCAUCUCCCCUGUAGAUGCCCAGAAGCCAGAGGUGGUCCUCCAUUCCCUGGAGGACACAGGCCUCUGGAGUCUCUUUGCUGCUUCUCCACCCCCCCCCACACACACACACCAUGGGAGUUUGAGAAACCCCAGCUCACAUGUCUACCCAAGAUGCUUAGGGCUCUCUUUUCUCAUCUGAUUCCCUUAGGCCGUAACCCCAGGUCAAGCCCUGCUGGACCCCCAUUAUCCAUCAAGGACCCCAUCUGUGGCCCUUGUAAUGGGUUCUGUGGCUGCAGACCACCAGAUGUCUCUUACCCCCCCCCGCCCCCCCCACCGCUGGGUCUGGCCUCCCCACUCCACCUCAUGUGGUCAAUAUGUCUAAAUUGCAAAGGCCACAGUCUUCAGGGGUGAGAGAAAAAUCUGGAGGUCAGUAGAGGCCUUGAAGAAAACCAUGGCAAAAAAGGAAGCAUACUGUAACAUGUUCUGCAGAUGGAGACCCCGAGCUAGCCUGCCAGCAGAGGCUAGAGCCGGGAAGCAGACAAUUGCUGUCCUUAUUCCUAGCAGAAGCUUCUGGCAUCCUGUGAAUGGAGCAGGGUGGGGAGAGCGGGCAACUUGGAACUCUGCUGACACCCAGGGGCGGAGCUCUCACUGCCUCCCCAGGGUGGACAUCCCAGAGAUGGACACUUUCUGAUAAGGCACAAGUGAGUCAGAGUGCUUUCCCAGAGCUGGGGUGUUGGGGGACCCUGAGUUGGCGGUGGCACUACAAGACUGAUCAGCUCAGCCCUCUGGGAAUGGAUGGUGGUGUCCCUCAGGGGACAGGGACAGACCACGCACUGAGAAGCCCAUGGCCUUGUGACCACAAGAUUCGUGAUUUCUGAUACUGCUGAUCAAAAAUGCGCUCAAAUAAAGAAUGUUGGUCAAUACGGGA